AUUCAACAACAUUGCCUUCAGUUCACAGUUUCACGGAAAAGUAUUUUUAAUGGGUUGGAUAAUUGUGACGCUUUUUUCCGGUGCACAUUGACUCUGUGGACAGGGAAUACUAAUAGUAUACUGGUCUCAGUUUCUUCCUCACCUGGACCCAUCUGUGACUUCUAACCAAUUAGCAGAGGGCCCCUAAAGCCCUGGCUCCUCCCGUUCUCCAUCCCAGUGCCAUGCCGAAGAGUGACACGUGGCCAGGCUGUGUUGCCAUGGAACCCUUGAUCAAUAACGACAAGGCUGGGAGCUGUGACAGUGUGGUCAGCAUGAACUCUAGCUAUAAUGAUGACAGUCUGGAGUACCUCUCCCCUGAAGAGCGGGCGUGCCUUAUGUUUCUGGAGUCAACCAUUGAGUCCCUGGAGAUGGAGGAGGACAGUGGUCUGUCCAGUGAUGGAUCAGACCCUAGCAACUUGGGAACCAAACAUGGCCACCAGUCAAUGGGACAGACUAGACUGGAGGAUGUAUCAAAUCUCCAGAAUCACAACUCUGGAAUAGACCAGAAGUCCUUUUUGAACGCUGGAGUGCCAUCACCCCAUCUGGCAAAUGGCCUUGCCAGUAUGCAGCUCAAAGCCCCAGGGGCCACCACCCCUCUCAAGGACCCAGGGGCCACCACCCAUCUCAAGGCCCCAGCGGCAGCGGCCGAAUUCAAAGCCUCAAGGGGAGCUGCUCGGCCCUGUGCCCUAGUCUCUGAACCAAAAGCCACAGCUCUCAAGCCCACUGCUCUAGCAGGAGCAGUGGAGCCCAAAGCCACUAUUGUAGCAGUCCAGGCCAGAACUCCAGGGGCAGUCACUUAUCCAAAACCCCAAGGGGCAGUCUCUGAGCCCACAUUGCCAGAGGUAGGAACUGUGCCCAAGCCCUUAGAGUUGGCUGCGGACCACAAGCCCUCUGAACCUGCCAUUCAUCUACAAGUGGCUGGGUUGGACACAGCCCGAUCCUCGGCCACCUCAUGUUUGCCUGUAGAUGAGUUUAUGGACAACAUGCCUAAAGGUGUCUCGGUAGACAGCAAGCAUUCAAAGCAACAUGCCGGUGUCCCUAUUGAGCAGGAUAUGAAACUGAUUCCCCCUCCCUCAGAUUUUAGGGAUGAUGAGCCAGAGAAGGAUCGUCCAUCGGCUACAGAACUCAGAGGUCCACUAACCUACAGUGAACUGGAGCAACUACGUAACAAGGUCUCCAUGAAGAGAACUUCGACUGUCUUCCCUGGAGCCCAAGAGGCAAUACAUUCUAAACUGCCUGUUGAUCUGCCUGUAAAAGUCAGUGCCGACUCAACACCCUCUCACUUGGCCUCAACCAUCUCCAGUCCCCAGGCCUUGGCUUCAACCAUCACAAGUCCUGCGGCCUUGGAACCAAAGAGCCCACCCGCUGUGGCCCCCAAGCCCAAGAGGAUUCCCCCCAACAUCGUCAUUAAGUCCCACAAGUCGGAUAGUCCCUCGGGAUCCCACCAGCACUCACCCAUUGACCGGUCAUCGACUGACCCCCAGAUUGUGCGCUUGGAGGCCCUGCGGAAGCUUGGCCUUCUGAAAUGUGAUGAAGAAGACUCAGGAACUGUAGUAUCAGUGAAACCCCGGAAGGCAUGGGUGCCACCCCCUCCUCACAGCCCAGCUGCCGACCGGACCCAAGCCCCAGCCCAUGUCCCUAAUUCGGCCACUACCGCACUCCCUCCUGCAGUCCCUGCUCCAGCAUCAACGCCGGCCCCACAUACUGCCCCAGGUCAAAUCACUACCCGAAACACACCCACUGUUCCAGCUCCACCCACUACCCCAGCCCCAACCCCACACACUACCCAAGCCCCAACCUCUGCACGAGCCCCACCCUUUACCUCAACUCCAGCCUCUACCCGAGUCUCACACACUACCCCUAUUCCAGUCCCAGCUCCGGCUGAAUUCAGCGACAAUGCCAAAACCCUUGCUGCUCCUCCUACGGCGCCCAAACAUAUUCCUCCUCUUGUGGGGUUCAAAUCAGCCAGUCUGGAGCGCUCUGGCAUGGGCCUGAGCAGCUACAUGGCCGGCAAUACCUUCCUCAAAACCAACCAAUGUCCCAGUAGCUCAGUGUCCCCCGGCGACCUACGGAGCUCCAGACGUCGCCCUGCCUCCCUGGGUGCUGGAAAAGACUUUGUGAAUGUUCUGGGUGAGGCCUCCCAACCCCAGCCAUGUCACAGGGAGGCCCAGAACAAGCUGCCCCGUUCCCAAGGCAUCAGUGUGCUUAUUAGCCCCAACAGUAAGAACGGGGAGGACCGGAGGGAGGCACUGAAGAAGCUAGGAUUGCUGAGGGACUGAUAGAAUUGCACCACUGCAGAACCCACAUGAGGUGUUUAAACUGUUGUUAAUACUGUGUGUAUUUCGUACUAAUCCCACCUCUGGUCUUAGGUCAAUGGGACAUUGAAAUUUAGGGGAAGGUUGCGCUUUCAAUGAUAAGGCCUGCUUUGGUGUAGCAGGGAGCACUCUGUGAUGUGCGAUUGCUUGGGCAUACAGGAAAUGUAAAUAUAGGAGUGUCUUUUAAAUGCUGUGUACCUCAAGGCUGCCUUUCAUGAAUAUUACAGUAUCAUACUAUUAUGAGAGAUUUCACUGACUACAUUUUGCAGUACAGGGUUUCCAUUCUUAGUAAAAUUGCAAACGAUUUAUAUAUAACAUUUGCAAGAUAAAAUGGAUAUAGGGAUGUUUGUGUGUAAUGAAAGUAUAGGCCAUGCUCUUAUCAAAAAUACUAGGCUUACACAAGCUGUGUUCAGAAUAAACCUGAUUGUAUUGUUAUGUUUAGCAAGGCCCUUUUUAACUUCUCUCAUGUAAACAUUUGACGAGAACAUUGAUACAAUUGUUUUAACUUGUCCUGAAGUUCCUCUAACUUCACCACAAAUCUAAAAAUGGGAACAAUAAUGACCUGUAAAAUAUGUAGCUGAUUUGCCACCUGACUGAUGAGUUCUAUCAAUUUAGAAGCAAGACUAGAUGGACAAUACAGCAUAUAAAUGGAAGCUUCAGUGGCCAGUCUGUGAUAUGAAUCUGAAACAUGUGGUUAGCGUGGUUGUACGUGUGACGUACAUUAAAACUCAUUCAAAGUGUUUACUGAGAAGCAACGGCAGUUUCCCAUUUAUCGUACUGUAUGUACUGUCUGUGAGUGGCAAGAAUGAGAUAAUGAAAGAAUCUUGUCUGGCUAAGAGACGGUUCCUCUUUUCUACUUCCUGAUGGUUACUAAGGUUGUAUAAUCUUCUAAAAUGACAUCAGGUUGGGUUGAUAACUCAUUAUUAUUAUUAUUUGUCAUAAUUUGACACAAUCAAAAAGAUGAAGUGUUGCACUGAAUUGGAGUGUUACCCAUUGAAGGACUUUAUAAACCAUGUCAGUGGUUAGUUUAGUUAAUAUUGAAUAGAAUUUGAUACCCUCUUUAUAUGAAUAUGAAGUAAUACUUUUAUUAUUAUGAAACAGUUGUAAUAGAUUUUGUCAUGUAAAGGAUUGAACAAUUCCAGGUUACAGGUAGAGUAAUCAGCGUUUACAGAAUGGGUACAAUUACAAGGCCAUUUUCCCAUGUUAGAUCACAGUCAUGGUAAACACAUUGACUCGUCUGAAAAAUUCUUUAAAUAUUUUGGUGAAGCAAUCUGUAAGGGUUUAGAGAUACAGGCUGAACAGAUGUCUCACACACUGGUGAUAUGUGCCCUUCAAAGCAGAACGACGUCUUGUUCCUUUAUCUGUCUGCUGCAUGGUGUCAAAAUGAAGUCCCAUAUGCAAGCUCCGGUUUGUCUUGUCAACAUGUACACUGUCAACACACUGAUGUCUCAGCUGCAGUGUCUGCAUUGUUUUAUGCGACAAAAAAAAAACUUGAGGAACCUAUUCAAUAGCUUAUAUUAACCCUUGUGUGCUGCAGCAGCCUAUAGAUAUUAAUGAUCAAGAUCAGUCUAGCUAAUUUAAUAGUUCAUGAUUUAUAAAAUGUUGUGACUUAAAGUUUCAUAACCUUGCUUUAAAGGGCUAGAUAACAUAUCUGCCCAUCUAAAUGUUUCGAUGUGUCCAGUGCUGUAGAAUACAUUUUUCAGUCUCAAUAUAAUGUGGGAUAACACUGACAGUUUCUAAGACAAGGACAUGAAGUACUACCUGAAACGCCACUUAUUUUGUCUUUUUAGGAGUAUGUUGUUGUCUUGGAUGUUCUCAACAGUCUAAUGAAAACAAUUACAGAAGAUGGCUGUUGACAUCAAAUAAUAAUUCAUUUGAAUUAGAGUAUUAUUAUUUUUUGUACAGUAUUGUUGUCUUUUACAGAAACAAACUCAUGCUCUUGUUUCAUUUUGCCUCUGUACAUAUGCACUGUGUGUGUGUGUGUGUGUGUCUCUGUCAGUUGGUGAGCAAUUGUAAAAGAAACGAGAGCUACAAGAAAUGUAAGAACACCAAUUCCAUUCAUUUAAAAAGACAAUACAAAAUCCAGACAUUUUUACAUGAGCAAUAACAAUUUUCAAGUGCAAAUACCAUUAUCAACUCUAUGAUACAUCAUAGCAAACUCAUGUUUAAAAAAAAAGCUACAAAUACCAACAUCUGAUGUGUUCAGACUGCAGGGAGAGAGGGAGGAAUAUGGGGGGAGGGAAUGUUGAUCUGGGAUGUGUUCAGACUGCAGGGAGAGAGGGAGGAAUAUGGAGAGAGGGAAUGUUGAUCUGGGAUGUUUUCAGACUGCAGGGAGAGAGGGAGGAAUAUGGGGGGAGGGAAUGUUGAUCUGGGAUGUGUUCAGACAAUAGGGAGAGAGGGAGGAAUAUGGAGUGAGGGAAUGUUGAUCUGGGAUGUGUUCAGACUGCAGGGAGAGAGGGAGGAAUAUGGAGGGAGGGAAUGUUGAUCUGAGAUGUUUUCAGACUGCAGGGAGAGAGGGAGGAAUAUGGAGAGAGGGAAUGUUGAUCUGGGAUGUUUUCAGACUGCAGGGAGAGAGGGAGGAAUAUGGAGUGAGGGAAUAUUGAGCCAAGAUGGGUGGAACACUAAAAAGAACAAGUUCCUGGAGAAUCCCCUUUUAAUGUUUCCUCAAAUAACCUUUUAUAAUAUAUUUAGUUGUAUUUCACCCUGACAGCUCUGAGAUUUGUUCGAUCAUGCCUUUGGGUUACUGGCCCAACACUCCUAACUGCUAGGUUAGGCCAUCUGCUGCCCUCUGAAUAACCUUUAGGGGUUCCAUUGGUUAUUCAAAAAAGUAAUAUGCUGAACCAUUAGAAGGGUUUUUUGAGGACUAAUUAGAGGUUCUCACAAAUGUUUUGUUUUAAGAAACUACAAAUGAUCCUCCAGGAACCUUUGCUUUUAUGGAGUGUCAACAGCUCAAUAGAUGUCUCUGGGUGGAAGCAGUGUGUGCUAUGAAGUGUUGCUAUGGACAUUCAAAUGUUGGGAUCAAAAAGAGGGCAAUAUGAAAAUGAAUGGUACAUUAAGACAACCAUACAUGUAGCUACACCUUUUUUUUUUUUACAUUUAAAUUAAUACAGAUUUGGCAGAUA
Messenger RNA from Esox lucius (northern pike), 5476 nucleotides. RefSeq names its product specifically androgen-regulated gene protein. Bases 222 to 2318 code for a protein of 698 amino acids. The transcript is spliced from 4 exons. NCBI's taxonomy places the organism in Eukaryota, Metazoa, Chordata, Actinopteri, Esociformes, Esocidae. The record is from RefSeq and is a predicted model, not a curated record.